AUGGACGCCACGCAGAACGCGCCCGGCUCCCUGAGCUGGCGCCUGAGCUCGCAUCCCAUCACGCUGCUCACCUUUUUGGGCUUCAGGAUAUCAAGCGUAUUGAUUUACUUUCUCGGCCUCUGGGUCAUCAAGAGCAUGAUCAUGAUCUUCAUCAUCACCAUCCUCCUCCUCGCCGCCGACUUCUACUACCUCAAGAACAUCGCGGGCCGGCGCCUCGUCGGCCUGCGCUGGUGGAACGAGGUGGACCCCCAGACGGGCGACUCCAAGUGGGUGUUUGAGAGCAGCGACCCGGCCGUCAAGCAGGUCAACGCCACCGACAGCCGCUUCUUCUGGCUCGCCCUCUACGUCCAGCCCGUGCUGUGGGUCGUCAUGGCCAUCCUCGCCCUCGUGCGCCUGCAGUUCCUGUGGCUUCCUCUUGUCGUCAUCGCCCUCGUCCUGACCAUCAUGAACACGCUCGCCUUCUCCCGCUGCGACAAGUUCAGCCAGGCCUCCAACCUCGCCGGCAGCGCCCUCGGCACCACCAACCUCGCCGGCAGCAUCGCCAGCAACAUGGUCGGCCGCUGGUUCACGCGCAACUAA
Messenger RNA from Purpureocillium lilacinum, 579 nucleotides. RefSeq names its product Golgi apparatus membrane protein tvp23. The record is from RefSeq and is a predicted model, not a curated record. NCBI's taxonomy places the organism in Eukaryota, Fungi, Ascomycota, Sordariomycetes, Hypocreales, Ophiocordycipitaceae. Gene Ontology annotation, cellular component: Golgi membrane. Gene Ontology annotation, biological process: protein secretion; vesicle-mediated transport.